Molecule: messenger RNA, 2038 nt
Organism: Patella vulgata (common limpet)
Lineage: Eukaryota; Metazoa; Mollusca; Gastropoda; Patellidae
Product: anti-sigma-I factor RsgI6
Exons: 15
Coding region: 142-2028 (628 amino acids)
Biological process (GO): carbohydrate metabolic process
Molecular function (GO): hydrolase activity, hydrolyzing O-glycosyl compounds
Source: RefSeq, a predicted model, not a curated record
GCACUAACGUUUAUUCCCGAAGAAACAAACUGGAAGGAGAACGCUAACAAACGUAUUGAUAAAUACAGAAAAAGUAACAUCAAUUUUACAUUCAACAUACCGGCUAAUACAGACCCCCAUGAGUACGACAUAGAAAUCAAAAUGACCAAACAUGAUUUCAAAUUCGGAUCUGAAGUUACAGAGGAUUUGAUUAUUGAACCUAAAUACGCCCAUUUUCGAGAGCUGUUCUAUUAUAUGUUCAACUAUGCAACCAUGGCAACCUAUUUCUGGCAGUGGUCACAUGGGCCAAGGGAAAGUCCAGAUUAUGGCAAUUCUGACAAAGCACUUGAUGUUCUGAAACAAAAUGGAAUACCAACCAGAGGUCAUAACAUUUUUUGGGGUGUUGAUCGUUUUGUUCCAAAAUGGGUUCUCCCCUUGUCGCAAGUUGAACUGGAAAAGGAAAUAGAACACAGAAUCCAUUAUGUACUCAAUGUCACCAAGGGAAAGCUUGAAAAUUGGGAUGUGAAUAAUGAGAUGUUACAUGGACAUUUUUAUGAAAAUAAAAUGAAUGACCCUUACUACAGUCAUAAAAUAUACAAACUUGUACAUCAGACAGAUCCUACCGUUAAACUCUUUCUAAAUGAUUAUCAGAUUGUUGCUAACGGUACCAGUGUGUCGUCUUAUGUUGACCAAGCUCGUGAGUUCAAAAAAGCUAAUAUACCUAUAUACGCCCUGGGCGUACAAAGUCAUUUUGAUGAUUACCGUGAACCCGAUCCAACUCUGACAUUGAAACGGUUGGAUCAGUUAGCAGUAACAGGCCUGCCUAUAUGGAUAACAGAAAUGGAUGUUGUUGCCGCUGACGAAAAUGUGAGGCGUGAUUGGUAUGAAACAUUGUAUCGCGUUUACUUCAGUCAUCCGUCUGUUGAAGCCAUUAUUCUGUGGGGAUUCUGGGGACCAAAACAUUGGAUUGGAGAAAAGGCAUCUCUUGUCAGUGGCAAUGAUUAUACGAUUAACGCAGCCGGUCAAGGAUACCUUGAUCUUGUCUUAAAGGAGUGGAAUACACAUGUCACUAGGAGGUUAUCUUCUGGUAAACAGUUUUUAGUACGAGGCUUCCAUGGUGAUUAUGAAAUAACUAUAAAAUAUAAAGGAGUGCCAGUUGUUUUCCAAACAUUCUCACUUGGUAAACAAUAUAAAGAAGUAAACAUUGAUGUCACUGAUAUACAUGCUCAGGUGAACAUUCCCACAACCUCCUCUCCCCUGAUAUUUCACCGCCCGACCGUUCAUCAUAAAAUUGUUACACACCAGAUCUACUAUCAAGGAAGGGCUACCUCCGGGGAUUCGUCUACUGUGACCUGUGUGAACAAAUGGUCUGCUUUCUCUGUGAUAAAGGAUGAUCAGCACGUAGAUGUGAAAUGUCCACAAGAUUACGUGUUGACUGGCUGCUCUUCAUUAACAAAGGCUUUAACUGCGAAAGGUGAUGGAACAUCUGUAGACACACAGAAUGGUGUAGUCUGUAGAGCUUGGAAUGGUGGUGGACCUGACAAUUAUAAUUCACCUGUUCACGCUUUUGCUAGAUGUUGUAAAGUGACAGGAUUACAAUGUGAAUACAGAGCAACACCCAAACCUUCUUCGUCAGAAUUUGACAUCAUCGUGGAAACCAAAUGCCCAAAUAAUAUGUAUGCCACAGGUUGUGCUGCUCAUAAUUGGAAUAGGCAUAUGGAUGGUGUUUAUCCUACAACGCAUUCCUGUCGGGCGCAGAAUCAGGAUGACUUUGGGGGAAAUUGGCUUUACUCUAUUUGUUGCAAUGCUUCUAAUAUGCAUUGUCAAGUGAAAAAAUCGACAUUUGUAAGUGGUCAUAAAAUUGGAGACGCAUCUGUAGUAAGCUGCGGCACUGGUUGGACUAUGACUGGGUGUCAUGGCGUCUCGGAAGAUGGCGACGUUUCUGGUUCAUUUAUUGAAGGUGAUAAAUGUUUAGCAUUUAAUGGUGAAAUGAAAACACCGGGUAUGGCUGGUAGUGUAGCGUAUGCUACUUGUUGCAAAAUUAUGUAGAUUGACUGGC